AUGAAGGGAAGAAUGCUUUCACAUAUCAAAAGAGAGAUGUGGCAAAAUGCAAAUUCUUAUGUUCAAAUCAAUAUCUACAACAUGAGCGUCAAGGGACUUCGUGAUCGCGGAGUGGAUAUCAAGCAUAUGCUACAGCAUAUUGGAUGCCGUUCUGUCGUGCUGGAUGUCCCACUUCUUACACCUGACUCACAAAAUCCUUCAACUCGUGUUCGUCGGCGCAAAACAUUCGCCGGAUUUCGCGCAAAAAAUGGUUCCGUGAUAGGCGAAGGCCCUGAUUCUGACGGAACGUGCUCAUUUUUGGAAGCAUCUAGGGAUGAUGUGGACUACUCCCUUUCGAAAGAAGAACGUCCUCUAACUUCCACUCCGUAUCCAGGAAAAGAAAAUGCUUGCUUUGGGAGUUUUUUGAAUGCAAAUUCAGAAGGAGAUUUGAUGAGUGGAUUUCUUGUGCUCGUUCUGAAAUUUUCGCAACUUCGAUCUCAAAAUGACCUA
Ostertagia ostertagi is the source of this 489-nucleotide messenger RNA. The record is from the annotation of a GenBank genome assembly. NCBI's taxonomy places the organism in Eukaryota, Metazoa, Nematoda, Chromadorea, Rhabditida, Trichostrongylidae.